Molecule: messenger RNA, 1411 nt
Organism: Sorghum bicolor (sorghum)
Lineage: Eukaryota; Viridiplantae; Streptophyta; Magnoliopsida; Poales; Poaceae
Product: uracil-DNA glycosylase, mitochondrial
Exons: 7
Coding region: 98-1012 (304 amino acids)
Biological process (GO): base-excision repair, AP site formation via deaminated base removal; base-excision repair
Cellular component (GO): nucleus; mitochondrion
Molecular function (GO): uracil DNA N-glycosylase activity
Source: RefSeq, a predicted model, not a curated record
CAAGUCGUCCCCCAAACCCAAAGCGAGCGAGAGCCGUGGCUACUGGCCAAACCCCCCCUCGCCGCCUCCUCCCGAAAUUCCUCCAAAUCCGGAGCCAAUGGCGCCGUCCCCUCCCACCCCGGCGGCACCCAAAACAAUCGCCGACUUCUUCGCGCGCCCCGCCAAGCGCCUCCGGGCGGGCAGUGCCGCUCCGGCCGCCUCCCUCUCCUCCUCCCCUUCCUCGCUCUCGCCGGAGCAGCGCCGCCGCGCCGACACCAACCUGGCGCUCGCUCGCGCGCGCCGCAACCUCCGCCUCGCCGAGUCCAAAGCGCAAGCAUCGGGGGGCGCACCGAAGCUGGAGGAGCUCCUCGUGGAGGAGACGUGGGCGGAGGCGCUCCACGGGGAGCUGCGCAAGCCAUACGCGCUCGAGCUCUGCCGCUUCGUCGCCCACGAGCGGCUCCACGGCCCGCUGCCCGUGUACCCGCCGCCGCACCUCGUGUUCCACGCGCUCAACGCCACCCCGUUCGACCGUGUGAAGGCUGUCAUCAUCGGUCAGGAUCCAUACCAUGGCCCUGGUCAGGCCAUGGGGUUGUCUUUCUCAGUACCGGAGGGGAUAAAAAUACCUUCUAGCCUAGGUAACAUUUUUAAAGAGCUCGAAAAAGACCUAGGCUGCACUGUGCCAUCACAUGGAAAUCUGGAAAGAUGGGCCGUGCAGGGUGUUCUUAUGCUCAAUACUGUCCUAACUGUGAGGGAGCAUCAAGCCAACUCACAUGCCAAGAAGGGAUGGGAGCAGUUUACGGAUGCAGUCAUUAAGACUGUAUCACAAAAGAAAUCAGGAUUAGUAUUCCUUCUUUGGGGAAAUUCUGCUCAAUCUAAGACAAGAUUGAUUGAUGAAACAAAACAUCACAUUUUGAAAUCUGCUCAUCCAUCAGGCCUGUCUGCAAACAGGGGUUUCUUUGGAUGCAGGCACUUUUCCAAAACAAACCAGAUCCUUGAGAAGCUGGGGCUAUCUGCCAUCGAUUGGCAGCUCUAAAAAUUCCAAGACAACAUGUGAUUCCUCUGUUUGAGCUUGACAACCACCGUUGCAGGGAGUGGAGCAGAAGCACAUGCCUCAAGGGCCAUCCUAUUCGGUUUGUGGCGACAUUAAAUUAUAUACAUGGCCGAUUUGGAUAUGAGUGCUUAACUCUACUGACGCUUUGUAUAGCCCUUCUUUUGUAUCGUGUCUUAUCCUGCUUUAUUUACUUUGGCACCAAAUUUUUCUGGCCAUUGCGGUUGUCGUAAGUACGUGCACCUACUUUGUUUGGCAGUAGGACACGCCCAUUUGGGCUGCCUUGUUAGAUCUGAGCAUCUGACGUACUAGAGCUUAACAACCACCCUGCCCGUACAUGUUUUUAACCACCGUAUGUGCAUAAAGUCAGAUCGUCCUUCCUCA